Molecule: messenger RNA, 1762 nt
Organism: Diorhabda carinulata
Lineage: Eukaryota; Metazoa; Arthropoda; Insecta; Coleoptera; Chrysomelidae
Exons: 2
Coding region: 198-1178 (326 amino acids)
Source: RefSeq, a predicted model, not a curated record
AAAACUAUUUUUUCAUAAUUUUAACUUCCACUAGUGAAAAUUAUCAAUCUUUGUAUUGAUGAUCAAUUUGAAUUGGUUGGUUAUUUCAUAUGGCAAAUGACAUGCAAAAAAGAAGACGCUCUUAAACCUAUUGUCAAAUGUAACAGUUUAACGUAUUUUUAAAUUUUGUACCGAACAAUGUUUCAAAUAUCAAUAUAAUGUUUGUAGAACUUUUAUACAUAAUCAGCCUAACGAAGACAUUUAUAUAUUAUGGUCUUUACUAUAGUUUUAAAGUAGGGCAAGGCCUAGUAUAUGCGGUCACUGUUAUAUUAACUAAUGUGUUAUCUCUCUUAAAACAUUUGACUGAAAUCUUAUCAAUUGUAAUAGAGUCAUUCGCAAUAUUCUAUGGAGAUAUCAUUCAAUGUUUACUGGAAUUUCUAGAAGCUCUGGGACAAUUGUUGGAAGUGUUGGGCUCAACUUCGUCAAGUGUAAUAUCAAGUACCUAUAAUUUUAUUCAUAAAAUAAGUUACAUCUGCUAUCAAAUAUACAUACUGUUGAAAGACUCCCUACUAAGUGUUUAUGAGUUACUAAUUACGACAUGCAAAUUUAUAAAACAUUUAAUAGUUUUGUUUGGUGCUGGAGUUUGGUUUGCAAUCACAUUAAUUCCAUUAUCAUUAGUAAACAUGCUGCAUUUAUUUACACGGCUUAUAAAUACUGUGUUGAUGACUAUAUUUGAUAAAACAAUAGAAUAUAUAAAAGAUUUACGAGACUGCAUGAAGAACAUUUAUAUUUUUGUAACAGAUGUUCCAGUUGAGUCUGUGAUUGGAUUAAUUAUAGCUAUAUGCUUAAUAUAUAUCAUGACCCAAUUUUAUAUGACUUUGUACCAAAGCGCUAGGCAAAUUUUUAUCAAUGUUUUCAAUAAUGCUGGAAGACAAUCAAGAAAUAUAAGAAGAAAUGAAAGAAUAUUUCACAAUAGAAGUAACAGAAUCUUGAAUCGUAUGGGAAACGAAAGUUCAUCGAAUAAUAUAAGGAAUGAAAGUGCACAGUUAAAUAGGUACAGAAGACCACAAAUAAGAAGAAAUUAUGAAUCCGAAUCCACUCCAACUGAAACCAAAACUGAUAUUUUAGAAGAACAAUAUUGUGUUAUAUGCCAGGAACGUAUUAAAUGUAUUUUAGUACUGCCUUGUAAACAUAAAUGAUAUUGAAAGUACUAUGAAAAUAUUUGUAUGAAAACUGUUAUUGAAAGAUAAUAAAUUGCUUCAUCAAAUCUUUCACAUAAUAUUAGUCCAUAUAUAAUCAACACUUCCAGUCCAGUUAUUUGUAAGUAUGAAGUUUUUGAAAUAUAUGUUUAUUUUUUUUAAAUUGUAAUGAGCUAAUAUUUCAGUCUAGCAACUUAUUUUUGUUCAAAACUCCAAUAUUGUUUAUAUAAAUCUAUCAAAUUGAUCCCACAGCUGUUUUAGUCUAAGUCUGUUAGUUUUAGCUGCAGGGUAACAACGUAACUGCAGGGAGCGAUCGGAGGUUGAAAAAAAAGCGGCCAUCGUAGUUACCAAUAUAUUUUCAAAAAAUGGUCGCGAUUUUGAAAAGCAUUGUAGUACUUAUUCAAACCAAAUUUUGUUUUGUUUUUCUAUAAUUAUAGUCGACAUCUGUUGAACUGGAAUCUUUAUAGUUAAAGACUUGAUGCAGCUAUUUGGUAUCACAUGUUAUAUUAAAAAAAUAAUAUUUUCAUGCUAAACUGACUAUGUAAAUCUAUCAAGAUUUUUAUUUUGAAUAAACAUUUAUUAUA